Molecule: messenger RNA, 5526 nt
Organism: Tuber aestivum (summer truffle)
Lineage: Eukaryota; Fungi; Ascomycota; Pezizomycetes; Pezizales; Tuberaceae
Source: the annotation of a GenBank genome assembly
CCGAAACACCGGAAUAUUAGUCACCUUAUGCGGAUAGGUCUUUGCACAGUACCAUAACGUAUUUGAUGUCUAUAAUUGCUCCGGGACUAAGCUGCGCUAGAUAAAUAUUUAUUCGCCGGGUAAUGGACAAAUUCCGGAGAGGGAAGGCAUACUAGUGUCGUAUGGUGCUACCGGUAGGAGGGGGGAGGGUUGGUGAGUUAAGACACUAGUCUACCCUUCCCCAUGGCCCUCAGUCUUUCGGCGACUCCAGCCAGCGCAUCAACCAAUCCCAAUUCCACAUCAACCACAAAUUUGACCCAGAAACCAUGCUGACCGGUGGUAGCGCAACAAGAUUCCGGAGGGUAAAUAAUAAAAAGGAAAAAAAGGGAGGGAAAAAAAGAAAGGGAGAAACCACCGGUAUUCCCUAGAAAGCCUUCCCAACCGGCGGCCGAGCAACCACCAUGGACGACAAGCGCCGGUAGCACCAUACUGGACUCGAGUAGCCAGCCGUAUGGGAAGAGAGACUGCAUUUUGGCAAGUUCGGAGAUCUGAAUCGGGUAUCGGAAGCAAGCGAACAACAUCCCUGCAGUACACAUGAGACGUUGGACAUGCAUCCCGGUUCAGCAACUGUCCCAGGUGGAUGGGUGUUUAAGGUGUCCUUGGCUAUGGGCAUGCGGUCAGAGGAUUACUGGUACUGGUACAUAGGGCGGGAGAAAGGGUGGAAAAAGAAAAGACGAGUCGGAGACUUGGAAGGAGUGCGAGGUGAGAAGUAGGAGGGAAAAAAAACAAAGUAUCCAGCGAAUGCCGUUUAACCCAUAUCAAACUAUCGUGCGUUUUCCUUAUUUUUUUCACAUCAGAUUUCCGUUCGGAUCGCCCCAAGACUCUCCUAACAAUCUGCUCCCAGUUCUUUUAGCACCCCUUCCCAUUUACCCCUCUGGGCCCCACACUCGAUGGCGAAGACCGGUAAUGUGUAUAUAUAUGUACUCGAGCUCCCCCCUCAGAUAUAGGGGAGAUGGGAUAAAGAGAAAAAGGUGGAAGAGGGAAGAGAGAAAAGAGGAUAGUGAUAUCUCGUUCUUGCUCUUUUCGAAGCGAACAAAAGCCCCCCACUCUUCAGGAAACUCGAACAAUCACGCGACCACGAUAACCUGCCAACAAAUCUGAAUCCAGCGUGUCCCAUCCUGAAUCCGCCGAAUCUACGGCUUCCUUAUACUCCUUCCUUUUUUUUGUAGGAGAAAAAAAUAUAGAGGGAGAGGGAGGGAGCGAGGCAGAAAGGCUGGGACAAGAAUUGUUUUGUCUUUUUUUUUUUAAAAAAAAAAGUAACAGCCCUCGAAAAAUACGCUUUUCACGCGCACUCGACAGCCCGCCAUGUCGGUAUCCAGCUCUGUGACCAGUUCUCCAGCUCCCUCCCAAGUCGGCCUGGGAGCUGCGUCACCAUCAUCAAACUGCCCUUGCACUCGCAACCAGAAUAAAAACCAUGCCAACAGCAACAGGAAUUCUUUCACUGACUCAAUCAUGGCAGCUUCGGUGAGAGAAAAGCUGAAGCUUGCCUCCCCGUCACCACCGUCUCUUACCGAUUCUAGAUACACCUUUUAUUCUCUCCGUGAGCUCCCACCACUCGAGGUCACUUCACGCCUUGUCUCCGCUUUCGUCCGUGGGACGGGUUCCAUGAUCUAUGUUCUCGCGGAGUACGAAGCUAUGGAGCUCAUUAGUGACAUCUACACCCCCGAUUCAGAGCCCACCACUGCUAAGCUUUGUGAAUUGCUAGCCAUUGUUGCCGUGGGUGCCCAGUAUGAAGAUGUUGGGAGCGAUACCACUAUGGCUCUGUUCAGGAGUGCGAAGUGGUACCUGGACAUCGAGUAUGGCAAGGAUGUGCAUGUGCUGAAAAAAAUGAGAGUAUCAAUGCUUGUUGGAUUAUUCCUGAUCUUUGAGAAAUCCUUCUUUGCCGUUGAUUAUUUGGGUAUGAGAUGACUACCCACUCCUCCCCGGUUACUACUGUAUUCCUUGGUUGGGCUCAGUUUCUAAUUCCCUUUCUUAAUCACCCGCAGAUCAAGCGAUUCGACUGGCAAAAUCCACUGGGAUUAAUAGAACGACGAGGUGCAAACCCUACAGCGACCGGGAAUGGGCUUCUUGGAGGAGGGUAUGGAGGUCUCUGAUAUAUCUAGAUGGGUGUGUGGGCCUUUCUUAUUUUACAUUUCACAAUACUUUGAUUUUUAUCUUUUUUCUCCCGUCCUUGUCUCUAUGCGGGGCCAGAAGCAAAAGCAAGUAGAGAGGGGCAGUUGGGGUGUUUCUGAGGGCUAACAGAGGCACUACCGGCCUCGGCAAACAGUUGGAUGGCAUCCAGUAUAGGGAUAAUGCCUAAGAUUUCUCCUGAAGAGGAUCCUAUACAUGCUGAGGUAAGAAAUCCUCAUUGUUACUGUAUUCAUUUCUGUCACAAGGGGCUCUCUGGGCCCCUCCGGGCCCCUCCGCGGAAGGCGCUCUCUUACAAAUUUUUUUUUCCACUUUUUUGUCUGAUGCAGUGUAAAUGUGUGAGCUGCAGGGUUAUCGAACCUGCACCAAUGAUUUCGACGCAUAUCUUCACUCGGAGUUGAUCAAGCUCGGCAUCUUAAUGGGCAUGAUCACAAAGAAUAUCUAUGCAACUGCGGCUACAGACUUUGCAUCCAUUGCCGAGCACUCAAAGAAGCUUAGGGCUUGGCGGUCCUCCCUCCCUGAAUCCUUCAGACUCACUCGGAGCGUUAGUGGAAACGAUUCCAAGCAGCGGUCUGCAGUGUUAUUGACGCAUUGCUCCUAUCUGAACUGCAUCGUUUUGAUGAGCCGAAAGGUUUUGGUUGAGAUGUGUGCACCGCAUGAUGCUCCUCCUGUGGACGAUGCGAGAAAGGGAUUAGCAGGUGAAUACGCCCAAAUGUGCGUUUCUGCCGGCAGGCAGCUUGCAACGGUUUUGAUCCCCAACCCAUGCGAUUGAUUUCACUAGCACAUAUGGUGUGCUGACUUGCUCCCAAGGUGAUAGGACUAAUAUAUUCAGAGGGGCGAUUGGUGCGGCGAUGCUGGCUUGCUAUGUAGGUGCUGGGAAAAAAAAACCGCUGUUCCGCCGGGUUUUGCUCAUUGCUGACUAAACAUUCUGAAUUUUUCCUGGAUAGUCAAUCUUCUUACACCGCCGGUUUGAUUGUUUCUCUUUGCUUGUCUACUCGACGAUGUCGGGAGACCACCAAUUUUGCUCUUAGCGGUCAGGAUAACGAGUUACUCUCCAAUUGCCUCCAGGCUCUCAAAUUCUGUGCCCUAUACGAUAAUGUGGCUCAGCGAUACCUGGACAUUCUGAAUUCCAUCCUCCGCUCUAUUGAGUCCGCUAGUCCCCCCUCAUCUUCGUCGUCCACAUCUUCCAGAGAGAGGCCUCCCUCAAAGCGUUUACGAACCUCUCCUGAUCACGAGUUCAGGCGGUUCCAGUAUCCACACUUCACAGAUACCGAUCCGGUGACCCGGUUCAUCAUUAACCUUUUACGGAAUCCGUUUGGGGGGGAAAUGCGUGUUCUGGAUGUGGAGAAUCCGCCCUUGAAGGUCUUACCUGAAAACUGGCGAUUUCUGUGCCCAGAACCUCCACACAACAUCGAGGGGUUUAGAACACCGUUUUUGGUUCCAGAGGAGGGCACUUUUCAGACGUCACGCCCGGGGUCAGCGCUCUCGGCGAGCUCUAGUACAGGUUCGGAUAGUCUUGGAAACUCGCGGAGAAGGAAGAUACCAUUCCACACCAAGGAGGAAUAUGAAGCUUUUUUCAGAAGGGUUGCUUAGUUCCUUUCCCCCUUUACCCUGACUUUUUCAAUUUUGGUGUGUGGGAGAUUUAUGGAAUAUGAUACCACGCUAAUUUGCGUGAUUAGGGGAUAUACUGCGGAGUGAAGCUAGGGGAGGCUGGGCUCGCUUUUCUUUUCUUUUUCCAGCUAUCUCAUGUUCUAUAGUCAGACUUAUACUUCGCUCUAUUCCUAUUGGUGUCUCUUUGGAUUCCCUGUCCAAAAUUCAAUCGUUUUAGUAGGGCAGUCUGAAUUAUGGUUUUCAUUUUACUAACAUCAUCGGUCUGGAGUGUUUUGUUUCUUUUGUGUUUUUCAUUGGGAAAGGGAUUUCAGAUUUGGGGUGUUUCAGGUAUCCUUUUUCAUAGAACUCGGCAUUGGGUCAGUUCUUGUAUUUUUCUUGCUUCCCUCCAUUAUACAGCACCGCAGGGUGAUGGUAAUGAUCUUGUGGCACUGUUCUCGAGUUAUGCUACGCUACCAUUAUAGGUCAUCGUACGGUUUGUUCGGCAUGUUGUUAUAUACGUCGCUGCGGGGCGCGAACGAGAUAGACUCAUGGUGGGGCACUCAUGCUCGCUACGAUGACUAUCUAUAGAAUAGGCUUGUCUGGGUCUUGUGCUGUUCUAUAGUAGGUAGGUAGGUAGGUGGGCGGAUGGGUGGGGGGGUGCUGUACUGUACUACGGAUCUACAGCUUAGUCCGAAGGUACUAGUAGUGCUUGCUGUGCCGCCCAUUGUACUCGGGUAUCGACCGGGGGGUAGUCUAUACGGGUCUCGGGGGAGUGAAGAAGCAUGAGAGUGAACGGUUGGAAUUGUCUUGGGCUUUAUUUUCAUUCGUUCUUUUGAGGGAGGUGUGUUAAUGCGUCCACAAAGUCUCACUCGAUACAUCCCGGUUUCUCCAAAAUUGUGACCCCCCUCUAUGAACUACUGUACAAUAACGUCAUAUCACACUUACCACCUCCUUCUCUACUACUAAUCAAAGUACCCAAAACGAAGACCGGGAUUUAAUUCCCUCCGCUGAGUCCCCGACUGCGACGACAAACUCGCCCUUCUCGACAACGUACCUGUUCCUCGUAUUCCAGACACCCAAUCCGGAGACGUCGAUGGGAAUACGCACUCUCUUCUCCUCGCCGGCGCGUAGGAAGACCUUGCGGAAGCCCUUGAGCUCCUUGUUCGGCGUGACGACUGAAGCGAUUUUAUCGGUGACGUACAACUGCACGACCUCCGCCCCAUCACGGGUAGAGUUGUUCCUAAUCUUCAGCUCUGCGGUCACAGUGUCUGAAGCGGUAACGUUGGCCUUAUCAAGGGUGACAUUCGAGAACUGGAAAGUACUGAAACUCUUGCCGUAGCCGAAGGGGUACAAUGGUAGUGGUGACGAGAGCACGUAGUGGUGCCCGAACACCAUCGUUCCAUUCUCGUACACUUGCCCCGGAGAAUUAAACCUGCCGCCCUUGAGGUUGUCGUAGUAUGAGGGCGAGGUGCCCACGUCCCGCGGGAAGGAGACUGAGAGCUUGCCGGAUGGGUUGUAGAUUCCGAAGAGCACGUCCGCGAGGGCGUUGCCACCCUGCUCGCUGGGGUAGAAUUGCUGCACUAGCGCGGCGGCAGAGGUGCUUAUCCAGGGUUCGGUUACAGGCUUGCCGCUAGAGAAGACAACUAUCGUGUUGUUGUUCACCGCGAGGAUUUCCCGGACCAGGUCUGCCUGUGCGCCGACGAGGUUUAGGUUGUGGAGGUCUACAUGUUCUCCUGUUCUAUUCCUUUUAGUUGGAUAGGGUUGGUGGGG